CCCCAGUGGUACAACCGGACGGACUACCCCAUCUUCCUGCAGUACCAGAGGUACCGGAGGCUCCACCCCUCGCAGCCCUUCUACAUCCUGCACCCCCGCUUCGAGUGGCAGGUCUGGCAGCGGAUCCAGGACAACAUGGCCGAGCCCAUCCAGAAGAACCCCCCCUCCUCGGGCCUGCUCGGGACGGUCCUGAUGAUGUCUCUGUGUGACACGGUGCACGUGUACGAGUUCCUGCCGUCCCGCAGGAAGACGGAGCUGUGCCACUACUACCAGCGGUUCCAGGACGCGGCGUGCACGCUCGGCGCCUACCACCCGCUGCUCUACGAGAAGAACCUGGUGAAGAGGAUGAACCAGGGCUCCGACCGCGACAUCUACACCCAGGGACGGGUCACCCUGCCUGGGCUCAGGAAGCUCAACUGCACCCUGGAGGCUGGAGGGUCACCCACACACUGACCACACACACUCGCAGACACACACACACACACACACA
Molecule: messenger RNA, 490 nt
Organism: Etheostoma cragini (Arkansas darter)
Lineage: Eukaryota; Metazoa; Chordata; Actinopteri; Perciformes; Percidae
Product: beta-galactoside alpha-2,6-sialyltransferase 1-like
Exons: 2
Molecular function (GO): sialyltransferase activity
Source: RefSeq, a predicted model, not a curated record